AUGAAGAGGUUCAAUUCUUCAGGCGGAGUGUCUCCGCCUCCGGUCCGACGCAAAGUCGAGUCUACAACGACCAAAACUGCUGUCGCUUCCUUUUUCACGCCCAUUUCACAAAAGAAACCGGAGAAGAUAACAUGGAGGGUCGUUAACAAAAGUCUCAUCGCCGGAAGGUAUACUUCGGGACCAGCGGGCGAGAAUGCGCAAACACAAUCAAAAUCAGUGAAAAGACGGAAAGUUGCUGCAUUUGAUCUUGACUCGACAUUGAUAGCUACAGCCUCCGGAAACCGAUUCGCAAGAGACGCCUCUGACUGGAAAUGGUGGAACAACAAGGUACCAGAGAAGCUGAAACAAUUGAAUGCCGAUGGAUACCAAAUCAUCAUCCUCUCUAACCAAAAGAAGAUCAGCCUCCAAACCGACCUCAAAGCCGGCCGCUCUGAAUCUAAAAGCCUCGCAAACUUCAAAGAAAAGGUCUUGGCGAUUAUGCGCCAACUCGAUAUACCCUUGAGCAUAUACGCAGCAACCCAAUACGAUGUAUACCGAAAACCGAGGACGGGCAUGUGGAAGGAGUUUGUGGAUGAUUAUGAUUUGGAUGUUGAUGAUACCAAGGUGGAUUUGGAAGGGUCAUUUUUUGUGGGUGAUGCUGCGGGGAGGCCGGGAGAUCAUUCUUGUGUUGAUCGGGACUUUGCGGCGAAUGUGUCUAUCAAGUUCCACACGCCGGAGGAAUUCUUUCUUGAUGCGAGUCCGGAGCAGGUUAUACGGCAGUUUGAUCCAAAGGCAUAUAUUGACGUUGACCCCGAUGCGCCUGUCGUUUCGACAUUCUCCAAGUUACACCCCGUGGAACUGGUCAUAUUCUGCGGCAGCCCAGGCGCCGGUAAAUCGACCUUUUACUGGAAAUAUCUCAAGCCAUUGGGCUACGAGCGUGUGAAUCAAGAUCUCCUCAAAACGCGUCAAAAGUGCAUCAAAGUCGCAAAAGAGAAUCUAUCCGCAGGCCACUCCGUCGCCGUCGACAACACAAACGCCAACACCGAAACAAGAGCGUACUGGACCGAAAUCGCGAAAGAAUUCAAUAUCCCCAUUCGUUGGCUUCGAAUCCUUCUCUCGUCCGUCCCCUUUUUCUCCCCUCCUUUAAUCAGUGAAAGUGAUACUGACUUUUUGAUUUCUUGGGGGGAGGAACAGAAUCCUGAAUCCCGCACCCUCCUCCCCGGAAUCGCCUUUGCAGAUUUCGCGCGCAGAUUCGAGGAACCCACCCUCGCGGAAGGAUUUGAGGAUAUUACGCGUGUCGAAUUUCGGUUUGAAGGGGAUGAAGACUCGAGGAAGGUUUGGGGGCAGUUUUGGGUGUGA
Molecule: messenger RNA, 1338 nt
Organism: Talaromyces amestolkiae
Lineage: Eukaryota; Fungi; Ascomycota; Eurotiomycetes; Eurotiales; Trichocomaceae
Exons: 9
Coding region: 1-1338 (445 amino acids)
Biological process (GO): DNA repair
Molecular function (GO): double-stranded DNA binding; polynucleotide 3'-phosphatase activity; ATP-dependent polydeoxyribonucleotide 5'-hydroxyl-kinase activity
Source: RefSeq, a predicted model, not a curated record